Molecule: messenger RNA, 819 nt
Organism: Schistosoma mattheei
Lineage: Eukaryota; Metazoa; Platyhelminthes; Trematoda; Strigeidida; Schistosomatidae
Source: the annotation of a GenBank genome assembly
AUGAAUGAUUCUUAUAAAACUAAUACAAUAAUUUGUCUAAAUAAUGAAGAUUUACUAAAUGGUAAACCUGGAGAAUGCGUUAAAUUAACUUCAGAAGAAUAUAAAAUGCUCCAACAAAUAGGUUGUCAACUACCUAUCAAAUUUCCAUUAAGUCAAACUAAUGAAAAAGCAAUACGUACUGUCAGACGAAAAAUUCGUAAUAAACUCUCUGCUCAAGCUAGUCGUGCCAAACGUCAAAGGUAUGUAAUUGACUUGGAACGUCGGUAUUCUAUGUGUACUGAAGAAAUCAAACAAUUACGUCGACAAGUAUAUGAAUUGGAGGAAGAUAAACGGAGUCUUACAAUACAUCUACGCAAAUUACGGUCUUAUAUCAAUAAAUUCAUGAAUAAACGAAGUGAAAAGUCCUAUUUACCACUAUUCGUGAACUCCAACAAUACUGGAUUUAAUCAUAAUAAUAAUAAGGUGACUGCUAAACAAGCCGCUAAAGCGGCAGCCGGUGGGACUAGUCUCUUGUUAAUGACGUUUAUGAUAUUGAUGUGGACUGCUGUAGUUCCAAUACCGUCGGUCAUAAAAACGUUAGAUACUGCAUCAUCGAUGUCUACAAGAAAUUUUUUCAGUUCAUUUCCAGGUCGGUCUCGAAUGUUGAUGAGUAUUAACAACCCUCCAGAAUUGUAUUCUUCCUCCUCCUCGUCUUCUCAAGACCUAAUUCUUAAUGAAUCAAAAACAACUUUAUCCAAUCCGGAUAUUACACCUGAGAAUACAAUUCAAUAUAUUGUUCCGAUUAGUAAGUUUAUUACACCAGUGAUUACUGAACAAUAA